AUGCCGCCGACCGGCAACCCGUUCAAUUUCGCACGAAUUACUCUGCUAGCCCUGGUCGAGGUGCUUAUCGUCAAGAAAACCAGUUAUCGCCAUGUUCUCCCCUUCUCUACCACAUCGCUGGUCCUGGCGAUCCUGGCAAUCAACUACGUCUUCUUUCUCGCCUGGAAGCUGUAUCUAUACCCCGUCUACUUUCACCCUCUCUCAAAGUUCCCAGCACCAAAGGUCGUCGACCUCUGGCGAGUGCUGGCUCGUUUUCGGGGAAAGGUCCCGCCUGGCCAGCUACUCCUCGAACUAGCCGAGCGUACCCCCAACGAUGGCAUCAUCAUUCUACAAGGAGGAUUCGGUACUUCCAUGCUGAUUACCAAGCCCGCACCCCUUGCCGACAUACUCGUCCAUCAUCCGUACGACUUCGUCAAGCACGACGCGAUACGAAAUUUCCUGCGUCCGAUUCUAGGCGACGGCCUGGUUAUUGUCGAGGGCGAGCAGCACAAAUUCCUGCGCAAGAAUACCCAGCCGGCAUUCAAAUUCGGUCAUAUCAAGGAGCUCUACCCAACAAUGUGGACCAAGGCAAUUGAGAUGAACCAUGUUUUGAAGGAAGAGCUCAGAGAGAAGGGCAACGACACGAGCGUCGAGAUCAAUGCCUGGGCGGGCAAAGUCACCCUGGACAUUAUUGGCAUCGCUGCCUUUGGCCGUGACUUUCGCGUACUCGAAAGGCCCGACCAUCCUCUGGUCAAGAAUUAUGCCGAUCUGUUAGAGCCAGGGCCAGCAAAGUUCGCCUACUUCUUCCUGACCCUGACACUCUCUCGAAAGUUUGUCGACCUGUUCCCAUGGGAAAUUUCUAGGAGAUUCAACCGAACGACCUCCAAUAUUAGAAGGAUAUGUGCCGAACUUGUUCGCGAAAGAAAGGCAGAAAUUGAAAAGCUUGGAGACGACCAGUUCGAUAUCCUGUCUCUGCUUAUCAGAAGCAAUAACUUUUCCGAGGCUGAGUUGGUCGAUCAGCUUCUGACCUUUCUGGCCGCUGGCCACGAAACGACUUCUUCCGCCUUUACCUGGGCUGUCUAUAGACUCGCCCAGGACGGCGAAAUGCAAUCCACUCUUCGGUCUGAACUUAUACGCGCCUUACCCGACUUUCCCAGGUUUGCGCCUGGUCAGGACAUUGCCAGUAUCCUCGAACAUCUCCCGUAUCUGAAUGGUGUCAUGAACGAGACCCUCCGUCUCUAUCCUACUGUCCCUAUGACUGUCCGCACCGCCACCUGCGACACAACUGUAUUGGGCCAUCCGAUAAAGAAGGGUACAGAGAUCAUGAUCUCGCCUUGGCUUAUCAAUCGAUAUUCCGACAACUGGCCUAGCGCGUCAACAGAGUUCAAACCGGAGAGAUGGAUCGACCAAGAGGGAACCCACAUUGCAGAGGACGGGACCGAACAGCCAACACAAAAGCCUAACAACACCGGCGGAGUAACGAGCAAUUAUGCCCAGAUGACGUUUCUCCAUGGUCCAAGAAGCUGCAUUGGUCAAGGAUUCGCCAAGGCUGAGCUUCGAUGCUUGCUGGCCGCGUUUGUUUUGGCAUUUGAGUGGGAGCUUGGGAUGGACGAAAAAGACGUCAUGCCUGACGGUGUAAUCACAAUCAAGCCCAAUAAUGGGAUGCACUUGAUAUUACGGAGUCUUCACGGGCACCAAAAGGGCUGAUUUGCUUUUGUAUCGAAGGACUAAUAUCCAUCUCCCGCUUCC
Messenger RNA from Neurospora tetrasperma FGSC 2508, 1728 nucleotides. RefSeq lists its product as uncharacterized. The record is from RefSeq and is a predicted model, not a curated record. NCBI's taxonomy places the organism in Eukaryota, Fungi, Ascomycota, Sordariomycetes, Sordariales, Sordariaceae. The transcript is spliced from 2 exons. Bases 1 to 1686 code for a protein of 561 amino acids. Gene Ontology annotation, molecular function: iron ion binding; heme binding; monooxygenase activity.